Menidia menidia (Atlantic silverside) is the source of this 5547-nucleotide messenger RNA. The record is from the annotation of a GenBank genome assembly. NCBI's taxonomy places the organism in Eukaryota, Metazoa, Chordata, Actinopteri, Atheriniformes, Atherinopsidae.
UUGGACGCGAUAAACGGUGAUACCUCGGCGAUGCGCCGGAAUCGCAGAGAGAAGAGACAGGUGAGGGAGGUGAAAAGCUGGGUUCUGGCACCUGCUUUCGGCUUCCAAUACCUGACCAUCUGGUGCGUGCAUGUGUGCUGCUGCCAUGGCGACCAGGAGCCCAGUCCACUCAGCUAUGUCCCCGUAGAGGUGGUGAGGAGUUAUCCAGUGUUCCUGGGCAGAGCUCAUCGUUUAGCUCAGAGACAGGAGCUGCACAUCCAGACAGUCCUCCAAGUCAACCGCACACUCUACAUAGGAGCCAGAGAUGACUUGUACAGAGUAGAGCUGGAUAACUUGAUAGGUGAUGAAAUGUUCUACAGCAAGAAAAGGACAUGGGAGUCCAAUAAGAAUGAUAUUCGAGUGUGCCGGAUGAAGGGCAAACAUGAGGGAGAGUGCCGUAAUUUCAUCAAGGUUUUGCUCAGCCAGCACGGUGGCCUGUUUGUUUGUGGAACAAACGCCUUCAACCCACUGUGUGCCAACUACACCAGGGACACACUUGAAAUGGUGGGAGAACCUGUCAGCGGGAUGGCGCGGUGUCCAUAUGAUCCACGACAUGCUAAUGUGGCUUUAUUUGCCGAUGGAAGCCUCUUUACCGGCACUGUGACAGACUUCCUGGCCAUUGAUGCAGUGAUCUAUCGCAGCCUCGGUGACAGCCCUGCCCUCCGCACAGUCAAGCAUGACUCCAAAUGGUUCAGAGAGCCCUAUUUUGUGAGUGCUAUGGAGUGGGGGCCUCACAUAUAUUUCUUCUUCAGAGAGAUGGCCAUGGAGUUUCAUCACUUAGAGAAGGUGAUGGUGUCCCGCGUGGCUCGCGUGUGUAAAUCAGACCUUGGUGGCUCGCAGCGUGUUCUUGAGAAACAGUGGACCACUUUUCUCAAGGCGCGGCUCAACUGCUCGGUCCCGGGAGACUCCCACUUUUAUUUUAACCUUCUGCAUGCCACAAGCAACAUCAUCCACAUGCACGGACGGGAUGUCAUUCUGGGGCUCUUUUCCACGCCACCCAACAGCAUCCCAGGCUCUGCGGUGUGUGUCUUUGACAUGCAGCAGCUCGCUCAUGUCUUUGAGGGUCGGUUUAAAGAGCAAAAAUCCCCAGAGUCUAUUUGGACACCGGUACCAGAUGAGGCCGUGCCUAGACCAAGGCCGGGGGGAUGCGCAGUGCAGGGAUCCAGGUUCAGCACCUCCACCACACUGCCAGAUGAGGUGCUGAACUUUGUAAAAACCCACCCUCUAAUGGACGAGACAGUUCCACUGUUGGGACAUAGGCCCUGGGUGGUCAAAACUAUGGGGAGGUACCAGUUAACAACGAUGGUGGUUGACACAGAGGCGGGCCCCCACAAGAACCGAACAGUCUUGUUCCUUGGCUCCACUCGAGGGACCAUCCUCAAGUUCUUAAUGAUUCCAAGCGCAGAUUCAGUCUCUCACAGCAGUGUGUUUCUGGAGGAGGUGGAGGGAUUCAACCCAGAGAAGUGUGGGGAGGACACUCCUCAGGCUCGUCAGAUCUUGUCCCUGUCUCUGGACCGUACCACCCACAGCCUGUUGUUGGCCUUCCCCUCCUGUUUGGUCAAAGUGCCCACAUCGCGUUGCCACUUGCACGCACGCUGCAUGAAGAGCUGUCUGGCCUCCAGGGAUCCAUACUGUGGCUGGACCAAAGGCAGCACUUGCGCUUUCCUCAGACCAGGAACCCGGCUCCCUUUUCAGCAAGAUGUGGAAUAUGGAAACACAACCUCCCAUCUAGGAGACUGUGAUGGAAUUCUGCAGCAGAGCUUGUUGAUUGAACCCGAGAGCCUGGUCUCCCUCAACCUGCUCGUGGCGUCUGCGGUCUCGGCGUUCACCAUCGGAGCGGCGCUCUCCGGGCUUGCCGUGUGCUGGAUCAUGGCUCACAAGCCCGCCAACCGCCGCCAUGGCAGCGCCUCCCAGUCCUCAAUCCAGCGGCGCGACAGAGGCCUUCUGAGCAACGCCGGCGGAAUGACGGGUUCUGUGCUGAGCGUGACAAGGCAGGGAGGUGGGGACCGACCCUGCCCCCAGGGUGGGGAGACCCUCUUCGUCAUGCCCAACGGCUGGGUCAAGUCGGGAGAGCUGGACCCUGGUUUUCUGCCCACUCCAGAGCACACCCCCCAGCAGAAAAGAAGAGGCCUACGACUCUCUGACUCCAACUCUGGAGGUUGGGACACCAGCCAGACCUACCUGGGGGGAGGUUCCGUGGGCCUCGGCUCGCCUUGUCGCAUUCCCCCUUCCGUCUACUUGACCACCAGACUUUUCCAGCAGGGUGGAGGUGGGAGGCACGGUGGGGACGGCCGUGGGAAUGACACCCCACGCCAGCAUUACGUCUGCUUGAGCAAGCAAGAGAAAGGAGGGAAGGGAACACCCAAAGUCCCCUUGAGGAAAUCUGCAGGGGAAUACGUCUACCCCAUGACCCCCCAGGACUCUCCUGAGCGUCGGAGAGUGGUGUCAGCCCCCAGUGCCCCCGUGGAAUACAGCGAGCCACUGCCUCUGCGCUGGCCGGCCCAGGAAGGAUACAUCCUCAGCAGUCACGGCAUGGUCCCUGUACCCCUGCCCCCACCUCCCAUGCCUCCGCCCAGUGGUCAGUCUUACAUAUCCCAGCAACACAACCCUGUCCUGAGCAGGGCUAUGCUGAGGGGAGCCCUUGAGCGAGGGGAGCUGGGAGAGCUGGUGGAUCUCAGCCAGCUAAUGAGUAAGAAAAACUGCAGUGAUAGGACUCAAACCGGCCAAUGAAUGUGAAGAAAAUAAAGGGUACAGAAGUCUGUCCAUGUUGGAAGCUCUUGAUUUAAUAUUCCUAAAUAUCUCCUCUCUCCUCUCUCUGUCAAUCCUAUCGUUUCCUAUAUUAUUCAUUGUCAUUUAACCCCCCCCCCUCCAAUCUGCAGCCAGUGUCUCAGGCAAACCUCUUCACCCAAGAAUGAGUCUUUCCUUAUGAUUGGCCGUUGGUUCUGCCACUCAUAUUGUAGCUCACACUAAUUGGUCAGAUGGACUGAGGUUGUUGCUGUGUCUGCAUUGCAGAGAUGCCUUUCUCUCCUUCUCUCGGCAGCAGCAGCAGCAGGACAAGAGAGGAGAAGGGAUGGAGGCUAAAGAUGGACAGACAGAAAAAAACUGAAUGGGGAGCAGAGAGGAUGUGAGCAGAGACUUAGAGACUGUUGUCCCUGUGCAAAUUGACUGAGCCCGCAUGUCCAGAAGUGGGAUGUUUUGCUCCCCUUGGAUAACAUUAACAAGACUGCCAACCAUCUGUUCCCAACUAUAUUACCUGCUUGUUCGAUUGCCAACUAGGUACUUGAAUUGAAAUGGCAGGUUGUGAACAUUACAAUAGUAUCCAAGGCUCGAGGUUGAUCAAAACUGUAGUAGUUCUGACUCCCUGCUGCACACAUGCAGCAGUUGCUUACAUGUAUUUUUACAGGUGGGUGAAAUGUAUUCUGUAGAAAUCAUGACUUAAGUGCUGAACGCCUUCUAACUUGUCUCAUAGGGAUAUGGGACCAUAACUUACGUCUGUGAGCAGAAUGCAGGACUGAAAUGUCAGCACUAUUCCUGCCAACUGCACGCUCUCUGUAAUGACGGCAUCUCAGCUGUCCGCCGCUCCAUCCGUUCCCCACUUCCAUUCCCUCUUCUCUUUAAUGACGAAUAAUUCCUCAAGGACGCUGGGUGGGAUUGCACCACAACACUGGUUAGACAUAAAACUAAAGGAAGUGGGGGGAUGCAAUAUGCUGUAGGAGCAUAUUAACUGUCAAUGUAGAGCAAUUCUCCACAAAAACACAUACAUUAGACCCUGACAGAAAACAGCCUUGUUUCAGUGGUAAAUAUUUCUGCAGAAGUCCACCGUGGGUCAAGGUCUCACUGAUGUGCUAUGGUGUAAAGUGAUGGUAACAGUGUCCGUGAUUGAAACCUCUAACUUCACUCAGAGCCAAUAGGGGUAAUGGCAAUGUUCUCAGCAGACAAAUGAAACUAUAUAUUCAGCCCAUCAAAGUGUCCUGCAGAAUGAAAUGGUCAGUGCUUAGAUCAACACAGCAUGGUUAGAGUGUGUUAGAAUGGAGACAGAAGUCUCAAAAAGGGAUGGGAUUGAAAUCAUAAAAAAGACUUGUUAAUAUUGAAACUUACUAUUACAACUUAUAUGCGAUUUUCACACCAAGUCGACAGAUGAAUGCUGAUUUGUUCUGACCUACAAUGAACAGCAAUAUGAUUAAUAUGUACAUAGUAAUCUUUCAUUUAGAUAAUGUGAUAAUACAAGACAGUAGCUCCCAAAAUAUAGGCAGGCAUUUGCUUGCGAACAAAAAUAAGAAUUUAUCAUGUCAUUAAUGUAUAAAAAUAUUUUUUUCACAUAGGUUUUGUAACGAUGGGGGACUUGAUGGAAACCACCUUUUUUAGAUCAGAGUGCCAAACCCAACUUAUCAAUGCCUGAUUACAGAAGCAAAAAAGGAAAGAAAAAAAAAGAAAAAAUAUUUCAAGUGCCAUGAUGAAGUCCAUUUCAGUCAGCAGUGCACCUUUCUCAUACUAUGGUGUUGAAGAACUCUCUUAUUGCAGUAAACUUGUGACAUGUUUGCCUUUGACCUCACAUGCUGAAUGUCUGAUUUUUUUUCAUUAAGAUUUGGGCUUGUACUGUUGAAAUCAGUUGUGCAGCUCCUUCAUCUGUCCAGACACUUCUUUCUGAUGCUGAAUGCCAUUACUGAGGAUCUUUCUAUAAACUACUUUGGCAGUUCAUGCCGUAUAGUGUAAAUAUGUAAGAGUUGAUAUAGACACCUUGUCGUGCCCGUUACGGUCACAGUAUUAGUGUGUUCACCUACGCCACAGCACAUCUGCGUUUACUCCAGAAUAGCUUACAUGCUUGAAUAAUGAUUUCCAAGUGGUUUAUGAGUAAACCUUCAAGUGGACUGAAGUGCAUUUAGGGAACACUGUGUAACUCAUUUUGUGUCCCUGGUUUUGGAGGUUUUGUCUUGGUCUAGUGACUGUUUGUCCUUCAUUGCCAAUGACUGCUAUACUUAGGGAUCUUGAAAAUACUCUUCAGCAUCCAGAGCGAAUGAAUGUAUCAUUUCUUUUUUGUUUGUGCUCAUCAGAAUGUGCCGUAAUAAUUAAAAGCACAAAGAUGCGUCUUUGUUUUGUUUGUUUGUUUCUUUUGUUUGUUUGUUUGUUUUUGAAGGAGCUGUCCUGUAUCAUUUGUGAAUAGUGUAAAUAGUCAUGUUGAAUGUAUUGUGUAUCAGUUCUGGUUUCGGUGGGAGAAGAGGGCGUCGCCCUUUCUCUUUAAAGACAAGACUGUGUUUGAAGUGUGAGGCUAUUUUUUGGUGAAUACGCUGUGAAUAAAAAUGUCUGUACAGUACUUAUGUGACUAAGGCUGAAUGCAGGGUUCAGCCCUUUCUUUCCUGUUGUUAGAGUAGAGUCCCAGGCCUGACCUCAGCCAGAGCUGAGCCUUCUCAUUUGCCUGACGUUUUUGCAGUUGCUAAGUUACUGCUGAUGUAAUAAUCAGUACUGCUAUUAAAUGGCAUUAUAAAAUUGACUGCAAAUGUUGUCAAGUGU